This is a messenger RNA of Eucalyptus grandis, 2507 nucleotides long. RefSeq names its product mitogen-activated protein kinase kinase kinase 1-like. Gene Ontology annotation, biological process: protein phosphorylation. The record is from RefSeq and is a predicted model, not a curated record. Gene Ontology annotation, molecular function: protein kinase activity; ATP binding. Lineage: Eukaryota; Viridiplantae; Streptophyta; Magnoliopsida; Myrtales; Myrtaceae. The transcript is spliced from 8 exons. The coding region runs from base 1358 to 2386 and encodes 342 amino acids.
UGCCUUUCUCUUGUACUUCCUAAUCCGAAGCUCACUUCUGGAGGCUUUCCCUGAAGCUCACAUGCGCGUGGCUUUCCCUGCUGGCCUGAGGCUCUCUGCUUGCGAGUGGCGUGAGACCCUCUCUUUAGCCUGAGGCUCUUCGCCUGCGUGUGGCUGGCCUCUCGCACAUUUUCUGUGCACUCCAAGGUUGGCCUUGAGGCUUCUUGGCCUGAGGCUCUUUGGCCCUUUGAGGCUUUACACCCAACUUCAAAUGGUUGAUGUACUGCCAUAUUCAUAGGCUGAAAGUUUCAAAUGAUGGCUCAUCAUCACUUGUGUUCACGUGACUUGGACUUCUCUUCUUUUGCCGACUUCAUUUUGAACUUUAUCCAACCGCAACUUUUUCUUCAAGCCAAAGUUCAAGCUUUCUUUCUUCUUUUGAUUUUUCUUUCACCAAUUUGUCAACAAUUGUGGCCUGCAUGUCCGUUAGCCGACUUAAUGGAGAAUGGACUUCCAUUCUCUUCUUCUUGCAGACUUUCUCUAGAAUUCUCCCGUGUGCAGUGGAGAAAUCUUUCUUUGCUUUCUUCAUGCUUGCAGCUUUUGUUUUCAUUUUAAAUGUUGACCGCAACAGUCACUGGAGCCAUGGUUGCAGUUUUGGAAGUCCCGUCGCGAGCAACGACGGCUCAUGGACUGCCAUCGUAAUGGGAGUGGCCCACCCUCUGCUCGUGGUCGGCCCCGUCUUCCUCCAUAGUCGCCCACCCUCUGCUCGUGGUCGGCUUCGUCCACGGCCGAGCCACCCCUCCAUCGUCACGGCGGCUCAUGGUCUUUACCUGUCCAGAUCUGGAAUGGAGUCGGGCCUCCAGAUCUGGUCUCGUUCAUGGCCACAAGCCUAGCUCGUCCAUAGCUCGCGAGGAGGUGGCGAGUUCGAGAUCCCGACAGCCAUGGAUUGCGAGCUCAAACAGCAAAAGAAAAUACAGAGGAAUAGAUGUCGGGGGAGACGAUGGGAGCUUGAUCGCAGUCCAUGGCCGGCGAAUCCGUCGGUGGGGUUCAGCCUAAUUAAGGCGCCGGCGGCGACGGCGGGGCAAGAACGGAGGUCGGGCCAGAUCUGGACGAAAGGAGAGGGCGGAAGAGAGAGAAAACCUAUUUUUAUGUGUUUUUCUAAUUCAAAUUCGAUGUUUACGUGUCAAUCUCUAAUUGGAUAUGGAUAGAAAGACACGCAGCGACAUUUGAAAAUCACUAAAUAUUUUCUACUGUAGAGAAAGAGAAAAAAGGAGGCAGGAUGAAAAUUAAGGAAGGUGGUACCCGCAAUUUCCUUUCUUUCCCUUCUCUCUGAUCUUUUCCAUACCCAAGCGCACUGCGGAGAGCGGGAAGCUCCGAGUCAAUGGCCAGUCCUCCUUCUUCCAUGAUCAUCUGCAUCUGCCCUUCGAUUGAAUUGAAUUGGUCGGAUGGAGAUGAUUCUUUUUUGUCAACGGUUGAAGAUAAGGAGUCUAAGGAUAAGAAAGCUUUGGGGAACACCCCUCUUGCCGGCAAUUUAGAACCAUGGCGUCCUGUUUCUUCUCAGGGGUGUUUCAAACGAAACAUCGCCUUAUGGAGAAAGUGCCGGCUGUUGGGAAAGGGGUCUUAUGCAGAUGUAUACGAAGUCAUGACUGAUGAUGGAUCCUUUUUCGCUGUAAAAGAGGUUCCUUUGUUAGAUCAAGGAAGCCAAGGCAAUCAGAGCUUAUCGCAGCUUGAGCAAGAAAUUAAGCUUUAUAGACAGUUUGAACAUGAGAACAUAGUUCAAUAUAUUGGCACAGACAAGGAUAAUAAGAAGCUUUACGUAUUCCUUGAGCUCAUGUCCAAAGGUUCACUUUCAACUCUCUAUCACAAACGCCCCUUGACAGAAUCCCAAGUCUCCGCAUACACUAGGCAAAUUCUAGAGGGUUUAAAGUAUCUUCAUGAUCAGAAGGUGAUGCACAGGGAUAUUAAAUGUGCCAACAUACUGGUUGAUGCAAGUGGAUCUGUGAAACUUACGGGCUUUGGAUUGGCAGAGGCCACUGAAAUGAGUGCCGCUAGAUCCUUGGAAGGAACUUUUCACUGGAUGGCACCUGAGGUCGUCAAAAGUGGAAAGAACGGAAGCUAUGAGUUGAAAGCUGAUAUUUGGAGCCUUGGGUGCACUGUUUUAGAGAUGUUAACAUGCAAGCCUCCGUAUUCUGACUCUGAACGGGCGCAAGUAUUAUAUAAAAUUCAGAAGGGUGAACUUCCUCGAGUUCCCAAAUUUUUAUCAGAAGAUGCUCGAGACUUCAUCCGUGAAUGCUUGCAAGCCAACCCAAACGAACGGCCUUCUGCAGCGCAGUUGUUAGACCAUCCAUUUGUGAUGAAGCCACCUCCUUCUGGUUUUGCUCAACCUCGAUACAAAAACAAAUUGUCGUGACUAACUUACCACAUUUGUACUGUUCACUCAAAAAAUUUAUGACAGUAACGGUGUACUCGAAACUUUUAGAUUGGACGAACAGUUCAUAUAUUUAUAAAGUCUAUGGUCUUUAAACUUGUUA